UCGAUCAGACCGGUUCGUCGCCUAUCUGCCUGUUUUCGGUCGUUUAAGUCUCUCUUCAGGAAAGAAAAAAACAAUCACGCGCAUCUUGGCCUGCGCUUGAGGGGGUGCUUCCAGUUGAUCGUGGGUGUAACAACAGGGUGGCUCAAAGUUUCUUAAUGUGAAGGAAAGAGAGAAAAAGAGGAACCUCUCUCGGUUUAUCAACAAAGUGCAAAGUGAAUCAAAGUGUGUGCGAGGGAUUGGAGUUAGUGAGGCCGCCGAGCCAAAUUUCCAAUCUACGACCGACUAACGACGACGACCAUUUGGUUCCGGUCCUUGGGGGGAAAAUUUGAAAAUUAUAUCCAUGAAUUGGUCUGGCUACUGGAGCUGCUGCUAGGUGACCGUCUUGUGGUUUCCGAGAAGAGCAGGAAGCAGGAAGAAGCAGGAAAGGGGAUUUGGCACUGGAAGACGACGACGAUAUCUGCAGGCAGCUGCUGUCCCGGUUUAGUUUACGGUGCCCCGGGGCCAAUCCGGCCUGUACGAUCGCACGGUGUCAUUUCGGUGUCAUCCCUGGUGCUACUAGAAAGAAUGAAAAUUAGGUGCGACUUCUCAUCAUCGUCGGUGGCAAACGGAAGCAGCAGAAGCAGAAGCAGACGGCAGCAACAGCCCAGCAGCAACAGAAAAUCCGGCAGUUCAUCAUCAGGGCAGCGCAAAACGCGAGAAGAUGCUCGCAUGGCAUUUGGUGGCGUGCAUGAUCGGAAUUCUGCUCUGCCAUGGCUGGUUCCUAACAAUGGCUAGCGCAAAUGUCAUUCACAACAUGUUGGGGCUGCCGGCGAGCUGCAUUCAUCAAAACGUGGUCCGCCAGUGUCGGUUGUCAUUUUCCUGCUGGCUCGAGGGAGGACGUCAUGUGGCCGGCUGUGGCGAUAAUCGAUGGUUGUUCUCCUGCUGCGUUAAGGAUACGGAUCUGCAGGUUUCGCCGGCUAAGUUCACGUCCAAACUGGCCUAUGCGGCACCAAUGCAUCCGGCUGCAGUUGCUCCGAUGUCGGUCGUUUUGCCAGUUGGACCUAAAACCUAUCCCUAUGGAACGACGUCGUCACUCAAGAAAAAUUCCUUCUUCCGACGCCGAUCGGAUCAGAUGACUGGAUUCAACGACUGUGGCAUUGCACGAACGCCCCACAACACCCUCCAGAAGCGCAUCAUCGGCGGAAGGACGGCCAAUUUUGCCGAAUACCCCUGGCAGGCUCACAUCCGGAUAGCCGAAUAUCAAUGUGGUGGAGUGCUGGUGUCUCGCAUGUACGUUGCCACUGCGGCCCAUUGCAUUCAGCAAGCCCGGCUCAAGGAUAUCGUCAUCUAUCUGGGCGAGUUGGACACCCAAAACUCAGGCAAAAUUGCCGAGCCACUUCCGGCCGAGAAGCAUCGAGCUGAGCAGAAAAUUGUGCAUCCCAAAUUUUUGUUCCGAAUGACACAACCGGAUCGGUUCGAUUUGGCUUUGUUGAAAUUGACGCGACCAGCCGGGUACAAAACGCAUAUAGCGCCCAUUUGCUUGCCAAUGAGGCCAAUCGAACUGAUCGGCCGGAAGGGAAUCAUUGCUGGGUGGGGCAAAACGGAUGCCACCAUGGGACAAACGGGGACCAACAUCCUGAGGACUGCGGCGGUUCCGAUUAUUAGUACAAAAGAGUGUCUCCGGUGGCACAAAAGUAAACACAUCAAUGUUGAGCUGUACAACGAGAUGUUCUGUGCAGGACAUUCUGAUGGACAUCAAGAUGCAUGUUUGGGCGAUUCCGGCGGUCCGCUCAUAAUCAACGAACGCGGUCGCUUCACGCUGAUUGGAAUCACCAGUGCCGGAUUCGGAUGCGGGGUGGACCAUCAACCGGGAAUCUAUCACAACAUCCAGAAAACGGUGAAAUGGAUCCAAACAGUUGUUCUGUCAACGGGCGGAUAGGCUUGGAAAGAAUAAGAAAUGAAACUGGUGCGCAAUGUUGGUGCAAACAUGUAGGAAAUGAUCAGUAUUUUUUGCCUAAACAAAUUAUACUCUAAUUUGAAUUGAGCUAGAGGAUAAGUGAACGGUACUGUUUGAGGGAAGAUAACCCCUCGAAAGCACAUACUUCAGUUAGGGUCUUCUGGAUCUAUAAUACUCUAUCAAAACGUGACAAGCUAUAUGUGAUUUUUUUAAACUCCAAUCGUUUUAAAUAGCUGGAAAUAGUUGCAAUUUUAUUUGGCUGCUUCUUCAACCGAACGGGUGAUACUAAACGGUACUCUUUUACAACAAUCUAUUAUUCGUAGGUUUUCUACUUCACAAAUAAACAUUGAAUCAUAAGGCAUAGAUAUGACGGUCAAGCCGUCGUCAUUCUUUAAAAUGUUAUUUUUUAGCAUCUCGAUGAGUUUAUUGUAUUCAAAUAUAGAAUGAGCUUCCAGAAAAGCUGAAGUUUAGUUAUUACUCUUAGAGAUACAGUAGGCAUCUUAAGAAAAUCUUUGUUGAAAAGAUAUUCUUUAAAUGGACAAAGCAGACCAAGUGUAAAUUAUUUAUUCCAAUAGUCUGUAAUAAAAUUUUAAA
Uranotaenia lowii is the source of this 2530-nucleotide messenger RNA. Its product is annotated as testisin. The record is from RefSeq and is a predicted model, not a curated record. The transcript has 6 exons. Gene Ontology annotation, molecular function: serine-type endopeptidase activity. NCBI's taxonomy places the organism in Eukaryota, Metazoa, Arthropoda, Insecta, Diptera, Culicidae. Bases 701 to 1918 code for a protein of 405 amino acids. Gene Ontology annotation, biological process: proteolysis.